AUGCAUUUCUCUUCGCGUCCAUGCUGGAUACACAGACACAAACACGCUCAUAUUCAAUUUGAGACUGACUUGGCUCAUUCUUUGCUCUUGGCACUGGUUUGGGCCAUGCCGGACCUGAAGAAGUACCUCACAGAGGGCCUGAUCCAAGUAGCUAUUCUUCUCAGUCUGGCUGGGAUGCGUGUGGACGUGGAUCCCUACCUGCCCCCUUUUAGCGAAAUCAUUCUGGGCCCAAAUUCAGCUCUAACUCGGACUCAAUUCCACAGUCUUCGAAACAUCCUGGAUGGAUAUAACCUGCACCCAAAAAGUGCAGAUCUGAAUGGGUUCUUCACAGCUCACAGGCUUCUAAAUUGGAUUCGCUCCCUAGACCGCCUGCAGGUGCCAGCGGCGGAGUUGGAAGCCUGGUUGGUCCACAGGGAGCCUGACAAUGGAGUCUCCAUUCCAGCUCAAGUGGGUCUCCUUGUGGAAGGUGGAGGACUUGAAGAUGUGGAGGAACCAUCAGAGCUAAGCAUGAGGUUGGGAAGUGGAGGAGAACUGGGUUAUGACAUAGCUGAGGAUCAAACCCUUGGAGCUUUGGGGCACAUGCCAAGAAGCCUCGACCAUCCAGACGAUGAUGAACCCAUUAAAGAGGAGGGAGAUGGUAUGUCUUUCUUCUGGGCGCAGGAACCUCAGCAAAAUGUCCACCAGGAGCAGCUGGAAAAUGCAAGAACCCAGCCUCUCAGCUUGUUUAUUGAGGAAGAAGAGGAGGAAGAUGAAUUUAUGGUGGAUAGCUGGAGAAAUUCAAAUCCAUUUCACAACCAAAUGUUUGGAGAGGAUCUACAGUUGUCAGGUGCAAGGGACAACGCUUCUCUUUCCAUUGACGAGUGCUUACAGCUCAUCGAUGCCAACUUCCCCUCAGAAGGAGAUCCAGAGUUGACAGGUCCUGAUGUACAGAAUGUAGGAGAACAUGCACUUUCCGAGUUUCAGAGGCCACUCAUGUCACCCUUGUUGCCUGAACAGGAAUCAACAACUUUAGAGCAACAAUGGCUAGAUGUUUUGGCCAUCAUGGAAUCACAAGACAUGGAUACAGCCGAAACAAUAAACGAUUCUACUUUCAGUAACAGUGAUUCAGACAGAAAUACUGGAUCAAUGGAAAACUUUAUUCAUCAGGAUGUUAGCCUUCACCAAGCCACUCUGCCAAGAUCCACUGAAGCACAAAACAGUGUCACCAUGGAAGAAACCUGUUGCAUAAACAACAACUCCAUGCCAAACAUUAAUUUGGACACUUCUAAUGCAGAAGCUUUUGAAGACUCUGAUAUCAUAGACCUCCUUCUGACUACUGGGACUAGCCUGCCAAGCCCUAUAGAUCCUCUUCUUGAGGAAGCCAUGCUUGAUGAGAUGGAACUAAUGGAUUUGGCUCUGGAAGAACUUAGCCAGGUACAGUCUGAAGAGCAAAACCCAGCAGAUUCUGACUCUGGUUUAUCCCUGGACUACAGUCAAAGCCCUGCCUCUCCUAGUGGAUCUGAAUCUUCCAGUUCCUCCUCAUCUUCUUCAUGCUCUUCAUCACUGUCCAACCCAACCCCUAGUUUGAUGCACGAAGAAGUCGCUGUGGGCUACACCCAUAUCAAGGCAGAGGAUGGCGCUGUGGGCGGGUACAUGCCAGAACAAACCAAAAUGUGUCAAUCAAGCUUUUUGGAAGCCAGACAGUUCCAUCGCCUUCCUUGGCUCGAGCACAUCGGACACGAUCAUACCUACAACCAACCUCAAAGCCAGAGGAAACCUCCAAAAGAUCUUUCCGACGAGUCGCCAAAAAACAAAGUGCUGGAUCAUCUUUCCAGCCGAGAUGAGAAACUUGCACGUUUGAUAAAUAUCCCGUUCUCCAAUGACCGCAUCGUAAACUUACCCGUCGAUGAGUUCAAUCGCUUGCUAGCCAAAUAUCAUCUCAAUGAGGCUCAGCUUACGCUUCUCAGAGACAUUCGCCGCAGGGGUAAAAACAAAAUGGCUGCUCAGAACUGUCGUCAGAGGAAGCUAGAUGUCCUGCUGGGAUUGGAGUGCAGUGUGGAUAGCCUGCGACGCCUCCGGGCCAAACUGCUCAGGGAAAAGUCUGAGAUCUUGCGUUCCAUCAGGGAGAUGAAGCAGCAUCUUAAUAGCUUGUACCAAGAGGUUCACGAGAGACUAAGAGAGGAACAGGGACUGCUGUACUCUGACAACUUUACGUUGCAGCAAGACAGCACCAGCCCUGUAACAUCACAGCGCAGAUCAGAUUCACACUCCAGACGCAAACUUAGCAAGAAACAAAAACACAAGAAGUGAGAUGGAGGACUCAUGCUAUGACUAGGCUCAGGAAAAAUGCUCUCUGUUGUGAAGUCCACCUGCUGGUUUUCCACAGUUCAAUGGGAAUUUGCACCAAGUAGGUUAUUAUUACCCAAGUGAUCAUCCUUGAUGAUGUAUUGUACUACAUUAUCAUAACAUUACAUAAUGUAUUGUACAUAAUGUAUUGUAGGCACAUAGUAACACAAAGUUUUGAUGUUAAAGGGCCACAUCAAGAGUUUCCAUGAUCUUUUAUUUUAAAGGCCUUUAUAUAUUCUAAAAACCUACUGUAAUGGAUAGCAAAACUGCAGUGUGUGCGCAAGACAAUGCUCAACGCUGUUGUCCAUUUCACAUGUACAGAGAAGGUGAAAAAUUCUCAUUCAAGGAGCCGUUUCACUCAGAUAUACAUCAUAAUAGGAAAGAACAGUUGAUUACAACUUCUGUUUCACAUCCAGUUUAUAAACCAAACUGGGCUACAAGAACAUAAGGAGUGUCUGAAAUUGUUCCCAAAGUCAGAAAACCAAAAUAAUCCCAUGUUAGAGCAGAAAAUGGUCAAUUAUGCUUGGAAUCCAAGCACUGAAACAAAGUUUUAAUGCAUUUGAACUACUACUAAAGGCCAAAGUUUACCGCUUACAGUAGCUGUUUCCAUCCACCUAUUUUUAUGCGCAUUUUGGAGUAUCACAUAAAAAACGCUAGAUGGAAAUGCCAAGAUGCGCAUAAAUUCUAAAAAUGCGCAUAAAAAACGUAUGCGCACAACUGAGAAGGCCAAACUUUUUAUCCGAUAAGAAAAAAUGUGCAUAAACUACAAUGGAAACACAUUUACCGAAUAAA
Messenger RNA from Sinocyclocheilus anshuiensis, 3117 nucleotides. Its product is annotated as nuclear factor erythroid 2-related factor 1-like. The record is from RefSeq and is a predicted model, not a curated record. The transcript has 6 exons. Gene Ontology annotation, molecular function: DNA-binding transcription factor activity, RNA polymerase II-specific; RNA polymerase II cis-regulatory region sequence-specific DNA binding. Gene Ontology annotation, cellular component: nucleus. Gene Ontology annotation, biological process: regulation of transcription by RNA polymerase II. The coding region runs from base 1 to 2289 and encodes 762 amino acids. NCBI's taxonomy places the organism in Eukaryota, Metazoa, Chordata, Actinopteri, Cypriniformes, Cyprinidae.